CCAGUUUUACGGAUGCAAUCGGGGUUAAACAAUCGAAGCAACAAAAGGAGGAGAAAUUCAAGGGACAUCGAUUUGUUUCAUCUGAUUACAAUUGUUUUCUCGGCGCUUUUUGUCUUACAUUUACAAUUAUCUGCACAUCUGGCCUUCCCGAUAGAAGAAGCCGUCGCUGAUAGAGGUUCCGGCGGUGCAAUCAUCACAAGAAACGGAGCCGAUCGCUCCCAGGGAGUUAUGUUUUCUUGCUCGCAAGACGCUUUAGGAUUGGCAUCAGGACACUGCUUGAUUUCAAGGUUACUUAGGAAUUAAAAGUUGAAAGUCCUCCAGCAAUGGACAAGGGAUUCAAGGGUGAAAGUGCUGAGCCUCUGAGGAUGCAUUCAGAGAAUCUUGAUGGGAGUCAAAGCGGCGAGCAGUCGACGUCUGCAUUAGAUAGGGAUAAAACCGGUAGGAUUGGUAGUGGCAAAAACAGUCCGAAGAGUAACAAUAGGAGCAGAAGUAGUAGCAGUAAUCGGUCGACAGGAAAUUUUGAUGCCUCGAGUCCUGGACGUGAUCUGUCGGCACUGUCCAAGAGAAAAUCAGGGUCUAUCACUUCCCUGUCUUCAUCUUCAUCAUCAUUAGUCGAUCGCUUCCAAGUAGAGGCAGGUGAAUUAAUUAAGCCCAAAACAGAUGGUAUUGCUCCUUCUCCGGGACAUGAUGAGUAUUGUCCAUCGAGGUUGCGGAAAGAAAAGGAAGCGGUUAAGGUAUCUUCAAAAGCAGAACGUGACUCGGAGUCCUCCUCAGGUGCCGCAUCGACGUCGCCCAUGUCCGACAUCACGCACGAGUCACUACAUCAUAGUAUGUCGCCGACACAGUCUCCUGCAAUCCAGGUGAUGGACCGAUCAGGCGGGUACAACCCUUAUAGGAUUCCGUCUACCGUAUUCGAAAGGAGCAAACCUUCAACUCCUGUUGAAUGGAGCAUUGCUUCCAAUGAGUCGCUCUUUAGCAUACACAUAGGGAACAACAGCUUCUCAAGAGACCAUGUAACUACGCCCACCACCGAUUUGCUGAAGUUCGACGAGCCCAUUAGCAUCAGCCCGCCACCUCUGCAAGAGGUGGCAUCGCUUGACCAAAUCGUCAACAUGGACAAGACCCCCGCAGCAAAUACCAAGAGCGUGGAAUUUACAGAGGCCGUACAGAAGGAAAAUGAGAACAACGCACACGAGGAAACGGCAAAUUCUCCCAUGGCGACCUGGGGUUCCUCUUGCCUUUCCAAUGAAAGCAGAAUGAGCGCCCCAUCUUUCUCUUUCCCCAUAAAGAAGAAGAGUUCAUGUCCGAAACCUAGGUGGAUGAGGAAAAUGUGUGUGUGUCGGAGAAAGAAGUGUGUGUGGCCGUCGUGCUACUGUUCGAACUGUAGUCUGGCAUCCUGCUGCCGUAAGUGGACAUGCUGCUUCUAUAAAUGGCCGAGCUGCUUCUGUAAAUGGCCGAGUUGCCACUGUUGUAAGUGGCCGAGCUGCUCCUGUAAAUGGCCGAGUUGCCACUGUUGUAAGUGGCCGAGUUGCCACUGUAAUUGUCCGAGCUGUCAUUGUCCUAAGUGUAGCUGUGCGUUCUGCUACCAUUGGAACUGUAGCCGAAAACGGUUUUGUUGUUGUUCAUCUACCAUGUAUGAUCCUCUCUCCUCUUACCUUUUUGUUAGUCAUUUCACCUUGACAGAUUGUCGGACACGGAGAAACCGGAUGCUCGGGGACUGUAUCAGCAGCCUUCUGCUACAGAGACGACUCCCAGCUCGACCGCCAGUGAUCGCGCUUGUUGCUCUUGCUAUUCUUGCCAUUCUUGCCGCCCUUGCAGCUCUUGCCAUUCUUGCCGCCCUUGCUGUUCUUGUAACUCUUGCGAUUGUUGCUGUCAUCUUCGACUCUGUUGCUAAAUUUUUUGCGUUCUUAAGAGUCUUUUGUUGUUCUUAA
This is a messenger RNA of Rhodamnia argentea, 1931 nucleotides long. RefSeq lists its product as uncharacterized. The record is from RefSeq and is a predicted model, not a curated record. Bases 324 to 1931 code for a protein of 535 amino acids. The transcript is spliced from 5 exons. Lineage: Eukaryota; Viridiplantae; Streptophyta; Magnoliopsida; Myrtales; Myrtaceae.